Messenger RNA from Lodderomyces parapsilosis, 801 nucleotides. RefSeq names its product Mgm101p (gene MGM101). Gene Ontology annotation, biological process: interstrand cross-link repair; recombinational repair. The coding region runs from base 1 to 801 and encodes 266 amino acids. The record is from RefSeq and is a predicted model, not a curated record. Lineage: Eukaryota; Fungi; Ascomycota; Pichiomycetes; Serinales; Debaryomycetaceae. Gene Ontology annotation, cellular component: mitochondrial nucleoid; mitochondrial chromosome. The transcript has a single exon. Gene Ontology annotation, molecular function: single-stranded DNA binding.
AUGCUUCAUUCGACAAAAUUAGUCUUCAGGGCUACGCCACAGGCAUUAUGCUUCCCCGUGCGGUCUUAUUCACGUUAUGUCAGAACUGUACCAAAAACUGCAUCGGCAAAAACUACAUCUAAACUUGCACCUUCCAUCACAACUGAAGAUGAAGUAGCAGAGCAAGACCCGUCAUUGCAAGAACCACAAAGUGCUACAUCAACUGCGUCAUUUGCCUUUCAUGAUGCUCCACCUGAAACGAGGUCGGUUUUAAACUCUUCAACCAACAACAAUAUCGAUUGGUCGGAUUCUUAUCAUGGACUAGGCUCGCAACCAUUUUCAAGAGAAAUUGCUGAUAUAUUAUUAGCACCGAUUAAAGAUCAGGACAUUGAGAUCAAACCCGAUGGGCUUUUGUAUUUACCAGAAAUCAAGUAUCGUCGAAUUUUAAAUAAGGCAUUUGGACCAGGAGGUUGGGGGCUAGUACCGCGUACCGAAUCGCUUAUCACGAAAUCACAAAUUUCCCGCGAAUAUGGCUUGAUUUGUCAUGGAAGAUUGAUUAGUAUAGCUAGAGGAGAGCAAGAUUAUUUUGGUGGUGAAGAAAAAGUCACUACGGCAUUGGAAGGAUGCAAGAGUAAUGCAUUGAUGAGAUGUUGCAAAGAUUUAGGAAUUGCUAGUGAGUUAUGGGACCCUGGUUUUAUUAGGAAAUGGAAGGCCAAGUAUUGUGAAGAAGUGUUUGUUGAACACGUUGUUAAUAAAAAGAAGAAAAAGUUGUGGAAGUUGAAGUCAAACAAGAAGAUAGAAUAUCCGUAUAAACAAUUGUAA